CUCUCUCUCUGUCUCUUGUUGUGCCAAAAACUCGCAUACAUUAUUUUUCAAAAUAGAUAACAAUCUCCCUCGUUCCCCAGCGGUGAAAGCUAAUGCCGGGUCUAUCUUCUCCGUGGUACGGACCAUAAGAUUAUUCUCGAAGAAGCUGAGGAACAAGUACAACAUGGUACGGGAAUUGGAGCAAGAGCAGGAGAGCUACCGGUCGAGGCUGUUCCACUUCAAAGGGAUGUACGAGAAUGCGGGUCGGCACACCAAGAGCCUCAGCGUCGAGAGCGCCGGCGCAUUCGACUCCGAUCAGUCGUCGCCGUCAUCCGAGGCCGACCUGGUCGCCAUGUCCAAGAGCCAGCCGGGACAGGAAGGGCAGAAAAUCGGCUCGCUUUUUAUUCCUACUGAUAAGGGUCCCAGGUCGAGGUUCAGCAAAGACGAAGCUGGCUCAAGAUCAGAUGCCAAGGAGACUCUGAUCUCAGAUAUGGAACAGAUGAAGGAGAGGUAUGCUAAAUUACUGUUGGGAGAGGAUAUGUCUGGUGGAGGAAAGGGUGUUUCUUCAGCAUUGGCAUUGUCAAAUGCCAUUACAAAUCUUGCUGCUUCUGUUUUUGGCGAGCAAUCGCGAUUAGAGCCCAUGUCAGCAGAAAGGAAAGCUAGAUGGAGAAAAGAAAUAGAUUGGCUCUUGUGUGUCACUGAUUACAUCGUUGAGUUUGUUCCUUCACAACAGAAAUCCAAAGAUGGAACACAAAUGGAGAUUAUGACGACAAGGCAACGAACGGAUCUUCACAUGAACAUUCCCGCGCUUCGCAAGCUUGACGCAAUGCUCACUGAUUGUCUAGACAACUUCAAGGACCAAAAUGAGUUCACUUAUGUUUCAAAAGAUGCUCCCGACUCGGAAAAGGGAAAUACAAAGAGAAAAGAUGACAAAUGGUGGCUGCCUACUCCUAAAGUUCCCCCCGAUGGUCUAUCUGAAAUGUCAAGAAAAUUUCUGCAGUAUCAGAAAGAUUGUGUCAACCAAGUCCUUAAAGCAGCCAUGGCUAUAAAUGCUCAAACUCUAUCAGAAAUGGAGAUCCCAGAAAACUACAUUGAAUCCCUCCCCAAGAAUGGAAGGGCGAGUCUGGGGGACUCAAUAUACAAAAGCAUUACAGUUGAAUUCUUUGAUCCUGACCAAUUUCUCUCCACCAUGGACUUGUCCUCUGAGCACAAGAUUCUAGACCUCAAGAACAGAAUUGAAGCUUCCAUUGUGAUUUGGAAGAGGAAGAUGAACCAAAAAGAUGGGAAAUCGGCUUGGGGUUCGGCUGUCAGUUUGGAGAAAAGAGAACUCUUUGAAGAGAGAGCAGAGACCAUCUUGCUCAUUCUCAAGCAGAGGUUCCCUGGAAUCCCUCAGUCUGCUCUAGACAUCAGCAAAAUCCAAUACAACCGAGACGUGGGACAGGCUAUUCUUGAAAGCUAUUCAAGAAUAUUGGAGAGCUUGGCCUUCACAGUAAUGUCCCGAAUUGAAGACGUGCUCUAUGCUGAUUACGUGACUCAAAAUCCAUCACAAGCGGCGUGCAAGAGGAACCCUUUAAGAGACGUACCACAAUGCACAACACCACCAGACAGGUUCUCCAGCCCCAGAGAAUUGGACACAAACGGCUCCGAGACACUGAAUUCGAUGACACUCUUCGACUUCAUGGGAUGGGGUAUGGACCAACAAGAGGCCGAGGCUAAGAAGGAGUUGGCGGGAUUUUCAGAUGAGUUGUCUAAAGAAGGUGAAAUGAAGCCACCCCACAUGCAGAAGAUCGCCAACAUAGUGACCAACAAGAAAGUUUCAUAUCUUGAGAACUUGGGCGGGUUGAGAAGUCCAACGGCACGCCACUGAUAGAAGCUAAGAGUGUAGGGAGAUGAAAAUAAAAAAAGAAAAGAGAAGAGACGAGGAAGUAGAAAUCAGAAGAGAGAGAAGAAAAGUGGUAGAGAGAGAGAGAGAGAGAUGUAAGGUAAAAGGAGAGUGAGAAAGUCCAGCCAUCAAAUGGUGUAAAUUUUUAGCAGA
Morus notabilis is the source of this 2014-nucleotide messenger RNA. RefSeq names its product rop guanine nucleotide exchange factor 12. The record is from RefSeq and is a predicted model, not a curated record. The coding region runs from base 164 to 1846 and encodes 560 amino acids. Gene Ontology annotation, molecular function: guanyl-nucleotide exchange factor activity. The transcript has 7 exons. Lineage: Eukaryota; Viridiplantae; Streptophyta; Magnoliopsida; Rosales; Moraceae.